This is a messenger RNA of Notodromas monacha, 797 nucleotides long. The record is from the annotation of a GenBank genome assembly. Lineage: Eukaryota; Metazoa; Arthropoda; Ostracoda; Podocopida; Cyprididae.
UUAUACUUUUUCAAAGUGUCCAGCAAGCUGUGUAUAGUGCUGGUGGGGAUGGUGGUUCAUGUGGUGUAUGCAUAUACAUGUGUGUAUAUAUAAAGGGCUUGUUGGUUGUGUUAGAUUAAAAAUUACAAAGUUAAAGAAUGAAGGCAUUUGUGGCAUUGGUGUGUUUCCUGGCUGCUGCGCAACAGUCUCAAGCCCAGCUGCUGGGAAUGCUGCACUUUGGCAGGUCGGCAUUGGACUCCUUGGCCUCGGGCUAUGAUAAGCCUCCAUACACGGUGGUUUACGAAGGCAAGGGCUACGAAGAGCGGAUGUACCCGAGCCGGAAGUGGGUGUGCACCAAUUCAACAGCCGACGACGAAGGCAGGAUCACCUACAUGUUCUACCGUCUCUUCGACUACAUCACCGGCGCCAACUCCAGAGGGGUGAAGAUUGACAUGACGAUCCCGGUGGCAUGUCUGGUCCCGUGGGGAGGCGACGACACCCUGCGAAUGUGUUUCUACGUGCCCGAGGCGUUCCAGUCCAGCACCCCGACACCCACUGACCAACGGGUUCACAUCGUCGCCGAACCCGACAGUCGGGUUGCAGUCAGGAAAUUCUCUGGAUACCCUUCACUGGCCGAGUGGAGCAGAGAGGCCGAGAAGCUCAAGACGAGUCUGGCCAGUGACUCUCGCCUGACUGGCUACGACACUAGCCACUAUUUGCGAGCAGGUUACGACGCCCCCUGGAAGUUCUACAACCGACGCAACGAAGUCCUCAUUGUCAGCAAAGCCAGUGCUGGACACUUGCCUGCUUUGCCGUGA